AUGAAAAGGCAAAAUCAAAGCACUGUGGUUGAAUUCAUCCUUUUGGGUUUUUCUAGCUUUCCUGAACUACAAGAGCAACUCUUUGGGAUUUUCUUGGUUAUCUAUCUGGUCACCUUAGUAGGGAAUGCCAUCAUUAUAGUCACCAUCUCUCUAGACCACAGACUCCAUGUCCCCAUGUACCUAUUCCUCCAAAACUUGUCUGCCGUGGAUAUGAGCAUCAGCGCUGUCAUUAUACCUGAAAUGCUGGUUGUCUUCUCCACUGAGAAAACAUCCAUUUCAUUUGUGAGUUGUUUUGCCCAGAUGUAUUUCAUCCUCUUUUUUGGGGGGACUGAAUGUUUUCUCCUGGGGGCAAUGGCUUAUGAUCGAUAUGCUGCAAUCUGCCACCCUCUGAACUACCCAGUCAUUAUGAACAAAAGGGCUUUUGUGAGAUUAGUUUUAUGCUCAUGGGCCUUGGGUUUCAUGUUGGGUACUGUGCAAACAUCAUGGGUGUCCAGUUUUCCCUUUUGUGGUCCCAAUGAAAUCAAUCAUAUCUCUUGUGAAACCCCAGCUGUACUAGAGCUUGCAUGUGCAGACACCUACUUCUUUGAAAUCUAUGCGUUCACGGGCACCAUUUUGAUUAUCUUGAUUCCUUUCUUACUGAUCCUCUUGUCGUAUACUCGAAUUCUCUUUGCCAUCCUGAAGAUGCCAUCAACCACUGGGAGGCAAAAGGCCUUUUCCACCUGUGCCUCCCACCUCACAUCUGUCACUCUCUUCUAUGGCACAGCCAACAUGACUUACUUACAACCCAAAAAUGGCUACUCUCCGGAAACCAAGAAACUGAUAUCAUUGUCCUACUCACUUCUGACACCUCUGCUGAACCCCCUGAUCUACAGCUUGAGAAACAAUGAGAUGAAAAGAGCCUUGAUGAAACUAUGGCGAAGAAGAGUGGAUUCACACACUUUCUGAUUGUACUGAGAGUCUUGUGAUAGUUAGCCACUGCCCAACUGAA
Messenger RNA from Erinaceus europaeus (western European hedgehog), 988 nucleotides. RefSeq names its product olfactory receptor 10A6. Gene Ontology annotation, biological process: G protein-coupled receptor signaling pathway. The record is from RefSeq and is a predicted model, not a curated record. NCBI's taxonomy places the organism in Eukaryota, Metazoa, Chordata, Mammalia, Eulipotyphla, Erinaceidae. Gene Ontology annotation, cellular component: membrane. The coding region runs from base 1 to 945 and encodes 314 amino acids. The transcript has a single exon. Gene Ontology annotation, molecular function: olfactory receptor activity; G protein-coupled receptor activity.